AUGUCACUCAUCCAGGAGGAACAUCCCCACAUGUCACUCAUCCAGGAGGAACAUCCCCACAUGUCACUCAUCCAGGUGGAACAUCUUCACAUGUCACUCAUCAAGGUGGAACAUCCCCACAUGUCACUCAUCCAGGUGGAACAUCCCCACAUGUCACUCAUCCAGGAGGAACAUCCCCACAUGUCACUCAUCCAGGUGGAAUAUCCCCACAUGUCACUCAUCCAGGUGAAACAUCCCCACAUGUCACUCAUCCACGUGGAACAUCUUCACAUGUCACUCAUCCAGGAUGAACAUCCCCACAUGUCACUCAUCCAGGUGGAACAUCCCCACAUGUCACUCAUCCAGGUGGAACAUCCCCACAUGUCACUCAUCCAGGUGGAACAUCCCCAUAUGUCACUCAUCCAGGUGGAACAUCCCCACAUGUCACUCAUCCAGGUGGAACAUCCCCACAUGUCACUCAUCCAGGAGGAACAUCCCCACAUGUCACUCAUCCAGGUGGAAUAUCCCCACAUGUCACUCAUCCAGGUGGAACAUCCCCAUAUGUCACUCAUCAAGGUGGAAUAUCCCCAUAUGUCACUCAUCCAGGUGGAACAUCCCGAAAUGUCACUCAUCCAGAUGGAACAUACAGGUGGAACAUCCCCACAUGUCACUCAUCCAGGUGGAACAUCCCCAAAUGUCACUCAUCCAGGAGGAACAUCCCAAACAUGUCACUCAUCCAGGAGGAACAUCCCAAACAUGUCACUCAUCCAGGAGGAACAUCCAAGCAUGUCACUCAUCCAGGUGGAACAUCCCCACAUGGUACUCAUCCAGGUGGAACAUCCCCACAUGUCAUUCAUCCUGGGGAACAUCCCCACAUGUCACUCAUCCAAGAGGAUCAUCCCCACAUGUCACUCAUCCAGGAGGAACAUCCCCACAUGUCAUUCAUCUAGGUGGAACAUCCCCACAUGUCACUCAUCUAGGAGGAACAUCCCAAACAUGUCACUCAUCAAGGUGGAACGUCCCCAUAUGUCACUCAUCCAGGUGGAACAUCACCAUAUGUCACUCAUCCAGGUGGAACAUCCCCACAUGUCACUGAUCCAGAUGGAACAUCCCCACAUGUCACUCAUCCAGGUGGAACAUCCCCAUAUGUCACUCAUCCAGGUGGAACAUCACCAUAUGUCACUCAUCCAGGUGGAAUAUCCCCACAUGUCACUCAUCCAGGUGGAACAUCACCAUAUGUCACUCAUCCAGAUGGAACAUACAGGUGGAACAUCCCCACAUGUCUCUCAUCCAGGUGGAACAUCCCCACAUGUUACUCAUCAAGGUGGAACAUCCCCACAUGUCACUCAUCCAGGAGGAACAUCCCAAACACGUCACUCAUCCAGGAGGAACAUCCCAAACAUGUCAAUCAUCCAGGUGGAACAUCCCCACAUGUCACUCAUCCAGGUGGAACAUCCCCACAUGUCACUCAUCCAGGUGGAACAUCCCCUUAUGUCACUCAUCCAGGUGGAACAUUCCCACAUGUCACUCAUCCAGGGGAACAUCCCCACAUGUCACUCAUCCAGGAGGAACAUCCCCACAUGUCACUCAUCCAGGAGGAGCAAGUAUGUCACAUGUGAUACAGUCAUGAAUGGAGCAAGUACGUCACAUGUGAUAGAAGUCAUGAAUGAAGCAAGUACGUCACAUGUGAUACAGUCAUGA
This is a messenger RNA of Haliotis rufescens (red abalone), 1680 nucleotides long. RefSeq lists its product as uncharacterized. The transcript has a single exon. NCBI's taxonomy places the organism in Eukaryota, Metazoa, Mollusca, Gastropoda, Lepetellida, Haliotidae. The record is from RefSeq and is a predicted model, not a curated record. Bases 1 to 1680 code for a protein of 559 amino acids.